Molecule: messenger RNA, 2212 nt
Organism: Prinia subflava (tawny-flanked prinia)
Lineage: Eukaryota; Metazoa; Chordata; Aves; Passeriformes; Cisticolidae
Product: Fc receptor-like protein 4
Exons: 8
Coding region: 1-1959 (652 amino acids)
Biological process (GO): cell surface receptor signaling pathway
Cellular component (GO): plasma membrane
Molecular function (GO): transmembrane signaling receptor activity
Source: RefSeq, a predicted model, not a curated record
AUGGACCCCAGAGUGACCAGAGUCAUGGGGUGGCUUUGGGGACAGGAACAGAGGGACAGGAACAGGGGAACUGGGAUGUGGGGACAGGAACAGGGGGAGAGAGAUGUGGGGACAAGGAUGUGGCUACAGGCACCUUGGGGCUGGGACAGCAGUGGGGACAGGGACAGGGGCACAGGGAUGCAGGGACAGGGACAAGGGCCACGUGCCAUGCAGAUGGGGCAUGGGGACAGGAGCCAUGGGAAUGGGAUCACGGGCACAGGGCCAUGGGGAUGUGGCUGUGGGGACAGGCACUGUGAGGAUGGUGGAGGUGACCUGUGCCAGCAUGGGGUGUCCACAGUGUCCCCAUGUCCUACCUCAGCCCAGGGUGACCGAGGUGUCGCUGUCCUCAAGAUCUCCGUGCUACACCAGUGUUGCACUGGGGACAGUCUGGGGACAGACACCACACCUCAUCCCCUGGGUGCUGCUGCCCCUGCAGGGCCACCCCCACCCAGCCCUGUCCCUUCUCCCUUCCAGCCCAGACCCUCAGCCUCUCUGGUGAGUCCUCGAGGGAUGCUGUGUCCCUGCCCCGCUGUCCCCAGCCCCGUGGUGGCCCUGGCAGGCUGGUGUCCCCUGUCACCCGCAGGUGCCCAGACCACCCAGCUCCUGGUGGAGCCCCCGUGGACACCAGCAGUGCUGUGGGACCCGGUGACACUGACCUGCCAGGGCUUGGGGACCACCGGUGACACCACCUGGUACAGGGACUGGUGGCAAUUGUGGCAGGAAGCUUCCGACCAACUCAGUGUCACCGAGAGUGGCAUCUACAUGUGUGAAAGACCUGGCAGUGGGCUCAGCCCCUCCGUGAGAGUCUUAGAUGAUCGGCUGGUGCUGCAGGUGCCAGCACGGCCACUGCUGGAGGGGGACACGGUGACACUGCGCUGCCGGGUCAGGCAGGAUAUGCCGGUCUCCAGGGUGGAAUUUUACCGAGAUGAGAAGGAUCCAGGGGGGUCCCUCAAUGGCCCCGAGCUGUCCCUGUCCCCCCUGCAGCUGCACCACAGCGGCCGCUACCACUGCAGGGGCUGGCUGAGCUUGGAGCAGACAGAGUCAGCGCCGGUGACAGUGACAGUGCAGGGGGUCCCACCCUCGGGGGUGUCCCUGUCAGCACAGCCCCCCGGGGGACAGGUGGCACUGGGGGACCGCCUGGUGCUGAGCUGCGCGGUGGCCGCAGGGACAGGUCCCCUGUCCUUCACCUGGCAUCGGGGGGGCUCGGGGGCACCGCUGGGCACCGGCCCUCGCCUGGAGCUGUGGGACAUUGGGGACAAUGACAGCGGCCACUAUCACUGCCGGGUCAGCGAUGGGGACAGCGUAGCCGAGAGUGUCCCCCUGAAUGUCACCGUCCUGGUGCCCGUGGCCAAUGCCACCAUCACCCCCGGUCCCCUGUCACACCAGGUGCACACAGGUGACCCCGUGACCCUGCGCUGCUCGGUGCAGGUGGGCUCAGCCCCUGUCACCUUCACCUGGCUGCACAACGGGCAGGAGGUGGCCCGGGGUCCUGUCCUGGAGCUUGGGGACAUCGAUGUGACACAUUCGGGCACCUACCAGUGCGUGGCCACCAACCAGCUGGGACAGGACGGGCACCGCGUGUUCCGGGCACUCAGCCCCGAGCUGGCCCUGGAGGUGACAUCAUGGGGACACUGGGGUACAGCAGUGGCCGUGAAUGUGGGCAGGACCCUCCUGUUCCUGGUGCUGCUCCUGGCUGUCAUCGGGGGCUGUCACUGGUGGCAUCACCUGGCUGCCAAGAAAUCCCAGCACAGGGCCCCCCCAGAGCCCCUGGCUCCCCUGGAGGAGGGGGAGGUGCUGGACACCCACCGAGUGCGCACCGAGUGUGCAGAGGGGUCCCCCCACGCUGUCCCCCCUAAGGACCCACAGGUGACCGACACGGAGCUGCCAGGACCUCAUGGGCAGGACACCAGUGACAUCUAGGACAACAUGCUGUGACACUGGGGGACACUGGGGGACACUGGGGGACACUGGGAGUCCCCACCCCACAGCUCCUGUGGUCGUCCAUCCUGCCCGGGGUGAUGAUCACGAGCUGGGGGGGCUGCACAGGGCCCCCAGUGCUCCCCUUUCCCCCUCCCAGUGCUCCCAGUACACCCAUGGCUCCCCAUCUCUCCUCCCAGUGCCAGGGGAACACAGGACUCAUUUCCCUGGUUUUUGGCCCAAAAUGCAGCUUUUU